Spirodela intermedia is the source of this 462-nucleotide messenger RNA. The record is from the annotation of a GenBank genome assembly. NCBI's taxonomy places the organism in Eukaryota, Viridiplantae, Streptophyta, Magnoliopsida, Alismatales, Araceae.
AUGGCAUCGUCUCUCGUCUUCUUCACCUUCUCUCUCAUUCUCCUCCUCCUCGCCAGGCCCCUCUGCCGGGGGAUCCGAUCCUUCUUCUCCAAGGAGACGGCGGCGGGCUCGCCGCGGUGCCCCGGAAGGGGCCACCACUGGCGGCGGGAGCCCGGCGCGUGCUUGCUGCAGGAGAAGCUCGCCGUCCUGCGCUGCGCCCGCGCGGCGGGCGGCGCGCAACCGGAGUGCGCCAUCUGCCUCUCCACCGUCGAGGAAGGCGACGAGAUGCGGGAAUUGAAGUGCCGGCACGCCUUCCACCGCUCCUGCAUGGAUGAAUGGCUCGACUACGGCCGGAGCACCUGCCCGCUGUGCCGGGUACCGCUCCUUGCGCCCCCCGCCGCCGACGCCGACGACGAGGCGCUGCCGGAGGACGUCGCCCUCUCCUUCUCCGUCCUCAUCCACAGCUCCUUGUUCGGGUGGUAG